AUGUCUAAAUACCAGCAGCUUGGAUCUAGACGACAAGCAUGCUGUCAGCGUUGGCUGUCAAGCAGUGCUCAUGUCAACAGCUCCACAGUGGCCCCGUCCCAGCUGCUGCGAUAUGCUCUAAGCGGAAAUCCUAAAAAUGCAACAACAAAAACGACAGGGUCGAAACUGGACAAAGAGCUGGAAUUAGUCUUGUCGCAACAGCACUUUGAUUUUAGGAAACGGCAACAGAAACAGAAGAAAAUGCGUCUAAUUUCGUUGCCAGGUGCGCAACCGCCGCCUACUACAGACUUGCGCAGGGUAGCCAAUUUACACGAACUGCAAUUAUGGUUUGAGCAGCACGCAAGUGCUGACUUUAAACUACCGCUCAAGGCAAAGGAACUUAAGGAUGCUCUUCUCCACUGCGAGAAAUUACAUUCCUCUCUUGAGAUCCUGUCAGUGUUGAACGCCAUUAUCACAAGACGCAGAUCUACGGGAGUCAAAAUUGGUUCAGCGCUGUGUAUUGCUGGAUUGUACUAUUCAUCCCAAAGCUUUUCUCCUUCUGCUUUUCGCUUUUAUUUGACGGCAUUGGAGGCCCCGUUGAAACCGAGAGAUUCGGAAAAUGUUAUUCUGUGUCUUCUCAAGACCCUACGAACCAUCCGACUUACCAACCCUACCUACGAUACGCGUCCGGUUUUAGAGCUUGUGGCAGGGGAAAACCAAGAGAAUGCAAGCUCUGACAAAAAGAGGCUAAUUGACAUGGUUGAAUUGGAUGAUGGACUACAUUCAUCCUUGAUUGAAUUACUGCUUGAAUUGGGCGCAACGAAGUCUCAUGAAAGGGUAUGGGGUUAUCUUAUAUAUCGGAUCGACCUUAUAAAGCGAAUCGUGGGCACUCCCUCUUCAAAGAUUAUUGAUGAUGCCUACAGAUGUAUCUUGGUGUUUUUCAAAACAGGCAUGAUGGAAUUCGCCACUUCUUGUUUGGAACAAAUAUCAGAAAAGGCUAAAAAACUUCCGCCAUCCCUACACCUAUCAUCAGAGCUAGCUGCCAUUUUGAAUGGAUAUGGAUUAGAAGUUCCCACUUUUAUCGACGAGCAAACCAGUCAAAUGGACGGUCUAUCUCUGGACUACGAUAUUGCAUCUACAGAUAAUCUACGGCUGGAUAGUGACAUGGUUAAUUUCUCUAUAGUGGAGAGUCUACUCGCCCGUAUUGGACAACAUGGCGCAUCUACCUCGGCAUCGCAGAUUGCUCUAGUCAUUGACGCCCUCAAUGAUUGUGAAGGGGCGACAAUUCCCCUAUUUAUUCAAUCAGUAGAAGACCGAACCUUUGAAUUUGCCUGGGCCCCUCGAUGGAUUCCCGUGCUCUCACCCUUGGAGUCUAUCUCCUUCACUCGAACUUUGGGUCUACUUCGAGCUCAGAUUGCAACCCGGAAAAUCUUGAUUAGUUCAGAGCGAUCUCGAAGCCUCAUACAACUGGGUCAUCUUGUUCAACGAGAGCUUCCUUCCGGCGGCUUAAUGAAUCAGAAAGAUUGGUCUAGUUCAUGGGGGAAAACCGGAUACCUUGUUGUGUUUGACCGUGUCUCCGCAGAGUAUCUGGUCAUCUAUAUGGGAGAGAAUUUCAAACUGAUAGACCCGGAAUAUCAGCCGCAUCCUGAAGGAGAAGAUAAAGAAGAAUGCUCUUCUAACAUUUUUGAACAGCAUCCAGUGCUUGGCUCACUUUCGAGUUUGCUCAUGCCUACCAAUGCUCAGGACUUGACCCGGGAUAUCGCCAAUGUUGUUCUUCCGGUGGAGAAUGCUGCUGACCAUUAUUUCAUUGACCUUGACUCUGGUAACGGUUUGCAGCCUUGA
Talaromyces atroroseus is the source of this 1821-nucleotide messenger RNA. RefSeq lists its product as hypothetical. The transcript has a single exon. The coding region runs from base 1 to 1821 and encodes 606 amino acids. The record is from RefSeq and is a predicted model, not a curated record. NCBI's taxonomy places the organism in Eukaryota, Fungi, Ascomycota, Eurotiomycetes, Eurotiales, Trichocomaceae.